Molecule: messenger RNA, 414 nt
Organism: Yamadazyma jaroonii
Lineage: Eukaryota; Fungi; Ascomycota; Pichiomycetes; Serinales; Debaryomycetaceae
Source: the annotation of a GenBank genome assembly
AUGUUACCCUUAUACAUAUUAACAUCGGCAAAGAACCAGCCAAUAUUGGUUGAAUUGAAAAAUGGGGAAACUUUGAACGGAUUAUUAACUAAUUGUGAUUCAUGGAUGAACUUAACUUUAAGUGAAGUAAUUCAAACAUCUCCAAAUGGUGAAGAUUUCUUGAAGAUACCUGAAAUAUAUAUCAGAGGUAACCAUAUUAAAUACUUAAGAUUACCUGAACAAACUAUGGACCAAGCUAAAGAACAAAAUUUAAUAAAUAUGGAACAAAGAAACAAAAAUCAAAGAAGAAGAGGUAACAAUAACGGAAAUUAUAACAAUAAUGGCAACUUCAACAGAAGACGUAAUGAUAAUAAUCAAAGUAACAGAAGAAAUUUCAAUAAUCGUCGUUUCAAUAAUAAUAAUAACACGGAAUAA